AUGCCCCUAGGUGCUUCCGGGACCGAGAUUGUCGGGGUUAUCGUGGGAGCUGUCAUCCUGUUCACGCUGGUCAGCGCUGCUCCGGUCAUCAUCGCACGGCUCCGUCGACGGCGCAAUGCUAGACAACAACAGCAUCAGCCAGAAAUGCAGUCCAAUGGCACCUAUCCAUCCUUCAGAAGCCCCGACAACGGCCCCAUGCCAAUGCAGCAAGUCUUCGUGGAGCGCUGGCUAGAACAACAGUACGCUCCGAGCUCAACUGAGCCGUACUCUCACGACAUAUGUGCGAUUUGUCUAUCAUCGCUCGGAUUUUGUUCAUCUCGAGAUUCACUUCCGACGCCUCCUGAGGCCGCCUGGAUUCCUGCAUCUCAUUCUUAUGCGGGUUAUGAUAGUCGCGAUGAUCGUCGCUCUGUUUCUCCGCGGAUGCUUGAGGAGUGUCACUCGUCCACGACAAACAGUGAGAUUCGUGUUUUGAAUCGCUGCGGUCAUGCUUUCCAUGCGGCGUGUCUUGCGUCGUCGUUUCAGUACGGCCGGUACCGGUGUCCAAUAUGCCAAGCGGCGUAUUUUCCGGACUAG
Molecule: messenger RNA, 573 nt
Organism: Aspergillus chevalieri
Lineage: Eukaryota; Fungi; Ascomycota; Eurotiomycetes; Eurotiales; Aspergillaceae
Product: RING finger protein
Exons: 3
Coding region: 1-573 (190 amino acids)
Biological process (GO): protein ubiquitination
Source: RefSeq, a predicted model, not a curated record